AUGGAUGCAUCAACAUGUCCAACUGCUGAUGCAAUCAGAGCUUUCCUUGAAUACUUGGUAGAUCCAUUGCUGCAAGAAGAUCAUUCUACCAAUGAUGAUCUUCCACUAUCACAACAUGAAAAAGUUGCAAACCAGGUGCAUGCAGUCGUGUUAUUGAACAACUACUACCACAUAAAACUGAAUCAAGAGCUAGCAUUUUUGCCAUAUAGGGAAUUUUGCAAGAUCAUUGUGGAUCUGAGACCACCACUGUCAGCAUAUAUGAAAUUCAUGUUGCAGCCUGAUUAUGCUGAGCUCGUUGACGUGGAACAGAAACUUUCAUUAACUGAAAAGGCGAUCAUGAGUUCCCAUGAUAUAUGUUUAUCUUUAGAUGCAUCGAAACAUGUUCCUAAUAUUGAGGGUUGGCCCAUUUCAAAAGUUGCGGUCCUUUUGGUUGAUAGUAAGAAGGAAAACUGCUUCUUGCGUUUUAAUUCCUUCACUGAUGGAGUAUGGUCAUUGAUUGAAAAAGAUGUUGAUACUUCAUAUCAAAUUGCUGAAGUUACAAGUGAGAUCAAAUCUCCAUACAAAAGAAGAGGAGUAAUUAUGAAGCGUUCGAAAGUCAUAUUAAAUGAAGAUCAACUCUUGCAAGUUGGAUAUUCUGCUGUUAAGGAAGCUGCAAGUGUCAAUAGUAUUGAUAUGAUGCUUUUGGGAAGUUACAAUGUGUAUUCCCAGAGCAAAGAGAGGACAGCUUCUCGCUUUUAUAUAAUGAAGUGCUCACAGUCGAUCGUUGAAGGGUUUACUAAAGUUCCUAUCAAAGAUUUAAUUGAAAGCUUUCGAGGUCCUUUGGUCAAAAGAAGUUCUAGCAGUUGGAAGACCACCCCAGUUGUCAAGUACUUCCACAUGCUUCCUUAUUCUGAAAUAAUCUCAGAAUGGAUUUCUAGAGAAGCUUUCUCAAAUAGUUUGCAAGAUUUAAACGUGGCAGAGAAACAAUUCUCAAAGGUUAAAGUGAGAGAAUCACAUGUUGAGAAGGUUUGUUCAACAAGGAUGCACAUCAGUAAGGAUGGAAUCAAGGAUCAACCGGCUUCAGAUACCAUUUCUAAAAAUGAAUUUGAAGGAUGUGCAAGUAAUGUCACCAGGAAAAACAAAAAAGAUCGAAAGCAAAUAGGAUCCCAUGAUACAAAUCAAGAGGGACCUAAUACAAGAGACAAAAAUGGUCCAAUAAAGGUGGGUACAAAUUCUAGUGAUACACCAAAUCAAAGGCCUAAGAGAUUGAUCAAGAGACCUAGCAGAUUCAAUACUUAA
This is a messenger RNA of Medicago truncatula (barrel medic), 1278 nucleotides long. RefSeq lists its product as uncharacterized. Lineage: Eukaryota; Viridiplantae; Streptophyta; Magnoliopsida; Fabales; Fabaceae. Bases 1 to 1278 code for a protein of 425 amino acids. The transcript has 6 exons. The record is from RefSeq and is a predicted model, not a curated record.